This is a messenger RNA of Pisolithus orientalis, 948 nucleotides long. RefSeq lists its product as uncharacterized. The transcript is spliced from 6 exons. The coding region runs from base 1 to 948 and encodes 315 amino acids. Lineage: Eukaryota; Fungi; Basidiomycota; Agaricomycetes; Boletales; Pisolithaceae. The record is from RefSeq and is a predicted model, not a curated record.
AUGCACCAGGAAUUCUCCAGUCAAACCUUCCCAGGACUGAAUGCCCCCAAACCAGAUCCUCCACUCCACAUUCCAACACACAGCAUUGUCACUAUGAAUCAGAUAGUGGCCAGCAUGCAUGCAGCAUACAAUAAUAGAAAGCAAAGUGGCAUCAAUCUGAUCUGGCUUUCUGAGCACCUUUCAGCUAUGGAAUUGGGGGUUGAUGAAACCCAGGAGGCAGGCCACCUGGCAGCACAUCCAUCAACUCUCACCAGCUUUGUGGAUGAACCUACAGCAUCCCUGCAGACACACAUGCUUGCCACUCUGGACCCCCUUCACCAUGCAAUGUCCAAGAGUAUGACAAUUGGCUCCUGGCAUAAAAAUGCUGAAUCUUUCAAUCACACUUCAUGGUCACCAGGGUGCCUGGAGUUUUCCCUGGCCAGGUACCAACAGGGGCACAUGGUAUGGUUAUAUUACCUCAGGGAUGAUGAUGCUGGUCAUGAAUGGUCCCAGCAGUCUUACCUCCUGGCUGCCAUCCUCUCUGGUGCACUUUCAAUUAUGCACCCAGGCCUGUAUGAUGCUGGAAGGCAAGCCAUGCAGUCAUUGGACACAUGGUCAAUUUUUACUAAUGUCUCCAUAAUCUCUAACUGGACCACACCCUUUCACCAGGACCCACACUCACAGUCUGAUUGGUAUGACAUGCUGGUCAUGGUUGGUGAUUAUGAAGAUUUUGUAUUGGACAUCCCCACACUUGGCCUUCAGUUCCUUUACAACCCUGGCACUGUAGUUGCAUUUUCUGGCUGGCCUCUUCAACAUGGGGAACAACACACACAAUUGGAUAGGGAUACCCCAUGGGGAUUGUAUGAGAGUUCAGAAUGUCCAGACUUGGUUGAUGCCUGCAGGUCUGGUGGGACAUUCUAUAUAACCUACACUUAUCCAAUAGGGGUCCAUGUAAAGGUAGUUCUAUAG